Molecule: messenger RNA, 738 nt
Organism: Toxorhynchites rutilus septentrionalis
Lineage: Eukaryota; Metazoa; Arthropoda; Insecta; Diptera; Culicidae
Product: calaxin-like
Exons: 1
Coding region: 31-684 (217 amino acids)
Molecular function (GO): calcium ion binding
Source: RefSeq, a predicted model, not a curated record
CCAAAUCCCACCCCAGCCUUGUUCGUCGCUAUGUCACUCGAGCUCACGUUGGAUCCUACCGAGCAGGUCCGCUUCCUAAACAGGGUCAGCCGUUUGGUGCGUCGGCUGGCUAAGAAAACCCAUUUCACAACCAAGGAGGUUGAAGUGUGUCUGUUGAUCUACUACAAGCUACUCAAGGACGAUGAAACCAAUCAGCAGUACAUAUCCAGGGUCCAGUUCGGGAUGGUGUUCGAUAUGGUGUUUGGUAUUUCGGACAGCGUAAUCGUGGGUCGGAUAUACACAGCGCUGGAUAAGGGUGCCACCACGCACGUCACCAUGGAGACCUGGGUUCAGACGUUAUCGCUGUUUCUGAGGGGAACUCUCGAGGAGAAGAUCAAGCAUUGCUACAAAGUGUACGAUAUCGUCGGCGAGAAAAUGAUCCGACGGGAGCACAUGAUGGUUCUGCUGAAGGAUUGCUUCAUAAAACAUCACGAAGAGGAAAUCGAAGAAACCAUCAAAGAUAUGAUCGACAUUAUCCUGCGGCGGAUGGAUGUCGAUCGAGAUGGGGCAAUCUCUUUCGACGACUAUCGACAAACGGUGUACAAAUAUCCGGAACUGAUGGAAUGCUUUGGACAGGCACUCCCCGAUCGGUCUCAUGUGUAUGCUUUCUCGCGAACAUUUCUGGAACGGGUUGCGGAAUUUUAGAUGUCAUUUUUUCGGAAUAAGCUAUUUGUGUGAUUGAUCUUUUUCAUUUAUUGA